Messenger RNA from Diabrotica balteata, 734 nucleotides. Lineage: Eukaryota; Metazoa; Arthropoda; Insecta; Coleoptera; Chrysomelidae. The record is from the annotation of a GenBank genome assembly.
CGAAGACCGAACCUAACCUUGUUCAAAAAGAACAACAAAACAAGGAACUGUAAAUUGAAAUGUACUGAAGUUAUUUUAUUUUUUUAAAAGUAGUGCAACAUAAAAUGGAGGCCCUAAAUAAUUGUGUUCCGAAAUGUAAAUGUGAAAGUGAACAUGAAGACGUGGUCCAAUUUCUAAAUAAUGAAACUGAUUCCCUAUAUACAUUCAGAGACAGGUACUUUGAGACUCACAACAUAGAAGAAGCUAUCAAGAAGGAAGAAGAAACAGAAAAAAUUCUAACAGAAAAACUUAAAAUAUUUAAACAACAUGAGCAUUUAGUUUCAGAUUUGAGUCGAGCCAAAUAUUGUUUCUUAAAAGGAAAAUUACUGAAUGUAGUCCCAAACUAUAACAAAGAAGCAGAAAUUCUAUUGUCCAAAAGUAUUAAGUUAGAUCCUAAAUUGGUGGAUGCUUGGAAUGAACUGGGAGAAUGCUACUGGAAAAAUGAUGAUUUAAAGAAAAGUAUAAAUUGCUUUGAAGGGGCUUUAAAAGAGACUUUGAAAUACGAAGAAGAGUUCAAAAUGGCUCUAGAAUCUUUCAAUGAAGCAUCAAUGUAUAACCCCACCUGGGAUCCUCCCAAAGUGAAAGAAAAACAGUUAGUCCAAUAUUUAAACGAUAUUAAGGAGUUUGUUUCAACGUCUGGAAAAAUGAAGGCGAAAAGGUUACAACAAAUAUUGCAGGUAAGUUUUUUAGACUAG